Rotaria socialis is the source of this 666-nucleotide messenger RNA. The record is from the annotation of a GenBank genome assembly. Lineage: Eukaryota; Metazoa; Rotifera; Eurotatoria; Philodinida; Philodinidae.
AUGUUUCUAUCAGGACUUGCUUCAUUAAAAUUUACAGUAUCAUUAUUUGUUCUGUUGAUUGCUGUUGGCAUUGGAUCAUUUCUUUAUUUAACAUUAAAUACAGAUUUUGAAUCCCAACCCCGUACAUUGUUUCGUUCAGGUAGUUCAGAUCCAUUGAAAACACCCAUUUCAAGUGAAAACUUGAAUCAAAUAAUGAACACUGCUCGUCAAGCAUGGUCUAUUGUUAAUAAUAAUCGAGCUAUUGUUGAUAUGCAAACAUCAUAUGGGAAUGGUAUACCGCAUCGUAUAACUGAUCCAUUUGAACUUCAAUCAUGGGCAUCACCACCUAUUUCUUAUUCUUCUACUAUUAAUGUUCAUAAUCUUUUAAAACAACGCGUUGUUCAAUUUACUUAUGCUCUUCAAUUCACAUACGGUGGUUCAUUAGAUGGAAAAGGUGCUUAUUUAGAUCGUGUCACAGUUAUUCCAUCACGUAUAUCAGUUGCGUGGGGUUUUACAUUUAAUGCCAGCAUUCAAAUUGCAUCUGUACAUAAUGUUGGUACGCGCGAUGAUCCAAUUGCAGCUGUCAAUCUUGAAUUGCAUUAUCGAUUAGAAGGACUUAAUGUAGUUGAAAGAACAGAAUCUUUUCACGUCAGGGGCGAUGGGCAAUAUACACAUAUAAAUGCUUGA